AUGCACAGGUGUCUCCAUGGACCAAUGCAGACUCCCAGCAUGAUUAUUCUGCCUCUGCUCGCCCUUGUAACACCAGGAAGCUCCGUGUCUCCACUGUUUCUUUCGUCUCCCGGAGUCGAGGAAGGGGCCUGCUACGACGCCCAGCCGAGGUACUGGUCGUACCUGAAAUCCGUUUCGCCCAAUUCGCGAGCCCAUUGCAUUUACCAUUGCAAAGUCAAUGGGUUCCUGUAUGCAGGCACUGAUUUCGGAUCCUACUGUACAUGUGGAAGUGAAAUUUACGACUUUAAGCCUGCUAUAUGUGACACGCCCUGCAAUGAGAAUCCGUGCCAGAUAUGUGGUGGGUAUAUGGCGUUCAAUUUCUAUACGAUCCCAGGCAGCAUCGACUACACCCAACACAAUCAUUCCAUCAACAACUUCAACUACGCUCUCAGUAGCAACCACGUCAUCACAAGUAGCAUAUACAACUCUCUUAUCACAAACUGCCACAGUUAUUCAUCCAGUGACAAUCACAACCAUUCAGCCAGGAACAACCACAACCACUCAACCAGGAACAACCACAAUCAAUCAGCCAGGAACAACUACAACCACACAACCAGGAACAACCACAAUCACCCACCAGGAACAACCACAACCACCCAACCAGGAACAACAACCACCCAACCAGGAACAACUACAACCACACAACCAGGAACAACCACAAUCACCCAACCAGUAACAACCACAACCACACAGGCAGAAACAACCACAACCACUCAACCAGUAACAACCACAACCACCCAACCAGGAACAACCACAACCACUCAACCAGUAACAACCACAAUCACUCAACCAGGAACAACCACAACCACUCAACCACCCACACCCAUUUCAGAACCAACAUUUGCUUUAGAAUCAACAACUUCGUCCAUUUCGGAAUUAACAACCUCAUCUACUUCAGAAUCAGCAACCACAACCGCGUUUAUUUCACAAUCAACAACCACUACUGCAGAUUCAACAACCACAACAACCACGUCCACUUCAGCCCCAUCAGCGACUGCGAACCACACAACAACAGCCACCUUUAGGACAUCAUCCAUCACCUCAGUUCACACGCCAACCACAACCACCUCAGCGAUAACAACCACAACACUAACAACAAUAGCAGAUCCACUAACCACAUUCAGCGCAUCGACACGAGCGCCUUCUGAAGGCACGACCUCGCCUGCAGCGACCCCCACGAGAGCACAGGCAGCCACCGCAGACAUCAGCCAGAGUGCCAAUGUUUCUGAAGGAACAACCACAACCACCCAACCAGGAACAACCACAACCACCCAACCAGGAACAAACACAACCACUCAACCAGUAACAACCACAACCACACAGGCAGAAACAACCACUCAACCGGUAACAACCACAACCACACAGGCAGAGACAACCACAACCACUCAACCAGUAACAACCACAACCACACAGACAGUAACAACCACAACCACCCAAUCAGGAACAACCACAACCACUCAACCAGGAACAACCACAACCACCCACCAGGAACAACCACAACCACACAGGCAGAAACAACCACAACCACUCAACCAGUAA
Penaeus monodon (black tiger shrimp) is the source of this 1578-nucleotide messenger RNA. Its product is annotated as mucin-2-like. The record is from RefSeq and is a predicted model, not a curated record. Bases 1 to 1578 code for a protein of 525 amino acids. NCBI's taxonomy places the organism in Eukaryota, Metazoa, Arthropoda, Malacostraca, Decapoda, Penaeidae. The transcript has 7 exons.